AUGGCCCGCGAGGCGGAGGAAGAGGAGACCGCGGAGACGGCCGCGCGGCUGCCGCCCCUCUGGCUUCUCGGUCUGAUGGCGUGCUGGCUCCUCGGAGCAGUGGCCGACGCCGACUUCUCCAUCCUGGAUGAGGCGCAAGUGCUGGCCAGCCAGAUGCGGAGGCUGGCGGCCGAGGAGCUGGGAGUCGUCACCAUGCAGCGGAUAUUCAACUCCUUUGUUUAUACUGAGAAAAUCUCCAAUGGAGAAAGCGAAGUACAGCAGCUAGCCAAAAAAAUCCGUGAGAAGUUCAACCGAUACUUGGAUGUGGUCAAUCGGAAUAAGCAAGUUGUGGAAGCAUCAUACACAGCUCAUCUGACCUCCCCGCUAACUGCCAUUCAAGACUGCUGCACCAUUCCACCCUCCAUGAUGGAAUUUGAUGGGAACUUUAACACAAAUGUAUCCAGAACAAUUAGUUGUGAUCGACUUUCUACUACUGUUAAUAGCCGAGCCUUCAAUCCAGGACGAGAUUUAAAUUCAGUUCUUGCAGACAACCUGAAAUCCAAUCCUGGAAUUAAGUGGCAGUAUUUCAGUUCAGAAGAAGGAAUUUUCACGGUUUUCCCAGCUCACAAGUUCCGGUGUAAAGGCAGCUAUGAACAUCGCAGUAGACCCAUCUAUGUUUCUACCGUUCGGCCACAGUCUAAACACAUAGUUGUGAUCCUGGACCAUGGUGCUUCAGUCACAGACACCCAGCUCCAGAUCGCCAAGGAUGCUGCUCAGGUCAUCCUCAGUGCCAUCGAUGAACAUGAUAAGAUUUCUGUGUUGACUGUAGCAGACACCGUCCGGACUUGCUCACUAGACCAGUGCUAUAAGACCUUCCUGUCUCCCGCCACCAGUGAGACCAAAAGGAAGAUGUCCACGUUCGUUAGCAGUGUCAAGUCUUCAGACAACCCUACUCAGCAUGCAGUAGGAUUUCAAAAGGCAUUUCAGUUAAUCAGAAACACAAACAAUAACACAAGAUUCCAAGCAAAUACAGACAUGGUCAUCAUUUACCUGUCAGCUGGCAUUACAUCAAAGGACUCUUCCGAAGAAGAUAAAAAGGCAACUCUUCGUGUCAUCAAUGAAGAAAAUAGCUUUCUGAACAACUCCGUAAUGAUUCUCACCUAUGCCCUCAUGAACGAUGGAGUGACUGGUCUGAAAGAGCUGGCUUUUCUGAGGGACUUGGCUGAACAAAACUCUGGGAAGUACGGUGUGCCAGACAGGACAACCUUGCCCGUGAUUAAGGGCAGCAUGAUGGUGCUAAACCAGCUGAGCAACCUGGAGACCACAGUCGGCAGGUUCUAUACAAACCUUCCCAACCGGAUGAUUGAUGAGGCUGUCUUUAGCCUCCCCUUCUCUGAUGAGAUGGGAGAUGGUUUAAUCAUGACUGUGAGUAAGCCCUGUUAUUUUGGAAACCUACUCUUGGGAAUUGUAGGUGUGGACGUGAAUCUGGCUUAUAUUCUUGAAGACGUGACAUAUUACCAAGAUUCUUUGGCUUCCUACACUUUUCUCAUCGAUGACAAAGGGUAUACACUUAUGCAUCCAUCCCUUACAAGACCAUACUUGUUAUCAGAACCCCCGCUUCAUACUGACAUCAUACAUUAUGAAAAUAUCCCCAAAUUUGAAUUGGUUCGACAAAAUAUCCUAAGCCUCCCUCUGGGCAGCCAGAUUAUCGCAGUCCCUGUGAACUCCUCUCUUUCUUGGCACAUAAACAAGCUGAGGGAGACUGGAAAGGAAGCCUAUAAUGUCAGCUACGCCUGGAAGAUGGUACAAGACACUUCCUUUAUCCUGUGUAUUGUAGUAAUACAACCAGAAAUACCUGUCAGGCAGCUGAAGAACCUCAACACUGUACCAAGCAGCAAGUUGCUGUACCACCGUCUGGAUCUCCUUGGCCAGCCUAGUGCCUGCCUCCACUUCAAGCAACUGGCAACCCUAGAAAAUCCAACCGUCAUGCUGUCUGCUGGCAGCUUUUCCUCCCCGUACGAGCACCUCAGCCAGCCAGAGACAAAGCGCAUGGUAGAGCAUUACACAGCCUAUCUCAGUGACAACACCCGCCUCAUUGCUAACCCAGGGCUCAAAUUCUCGGUCAGAAAUGAAGUAAUGGCUACCAGCCACGUCACAGAUGAAUGGAUGACCCAAAUGGAAAUGAGUAGCCUGAACACUUACAUUGUCCGCCGUUACAUAGCAACACCCAAUGGUGUCCUCAGAAUUUAUCCCGGUUCCCUCAUGGACAAAGCAUUUGAUCCCACUAGGAGACAGUGGUAUCUUCAUGCAGUAGCUAACCCGGGGUUGAUUUCUUUGACUGGUCCUUACCUAGAUGUUGGAGGUGCUGGUUAUGUUGUGACCAUCAGCCACACAAUUCAUUCGUCCAGCACACAGCUAUCUUCUGGGCACACGGUGGCUGUGAUGGGCAUUGACUUCACACUUAGAUACUUCUACAAGGUUCUGAUGGACCUUUUACCAGUAUGUAACCAAGAUGGUGGCAACAAAAUAAGGUGCUUCAUCAUGGAGGACAGGGGUUACCUGGUGGCACACCCCACUCUCAUUGAUCCCAAAGGACAUGCCCCUGUGGAACAACAGCAUAUCACCCACAAGGAGCCUCUGGUAGCAAAUGACAUCCUAAACCAUCCCAACUUUGUGAAGAAGAACCUGUGUAACAGCUUCAGUGACCGGACAGUCCAGAGGUUUUAUAAAUUCAACACUAGCCUUGUGGGGGAUCUGACGAACCUUGUGCAUGGCAGCCACUGUUCUAAAUACAGACUGACGAGGAUCCCAGGGACCAAUGCCUUUGUUGGCAUUGUCAAUGAGACGUGCGACUCCCUCGCUUUCUGUGCUUGUAGCAUGGUGGACCGGCUCUGUCUCAACUGUCACCGAAUGGAACAAAAUGAAUGUGAAUGUCCUUGUGAGUGCCCACUAGAGGUCAAUGAGUGCACCGGCAACCUCACCAAUGCAGAGAACAGAAACCCAAGCUGUGAGGUCCACCAGGAGCCUGUGACGUACACAGCUAUUGAUCCUGGCCUGCAGGAUGCUCUGCACCAGUGUGUCAACAGCAGGUGCAGCCAGAGGAUUGAGAGUGGGGACUGCUUCGGUGUGCUCGACUGUGAAUGGUGUAUGGUGGACAGUGAUGGGAAGACUCACUUGGACAAAUCUUACUGUGCACCCCAGAAGGAAUGCUUUGGGGGGAUUGUGGGAGCCAAAAGUCCCUACGUUGACGACAUGGGAGCCAUAGGUGAUGAGGUGAUCACCUUAAACAUGAUCAAGAGUGCUCCCGUGGGACCUGUGGCCGGAGGGAUCAUGGGCUGCAUCAUGGUGCUAGUGCUGGCAGUAUAUGCCUACCGCCACCAGAUCCAUCGCCGAAGUCACCAACAUAUGUCUCCUCUUGCUGCCCAAGAAAUGUCAGUGCGUAUGUCCAACCUGGAGAAUGACAGAGAUGAAAGAGACGAGGACAGCCACGAAGACAGGGGCAUCAUCAGUAAUACCCGGUUCAUAGCCGCAGUCAUUGAACGGCACGCACACAGUCCAGAAAGGAGGCGGCGCUACUGGGGCCGGUCAGGAACAGAAAGUGAUCAUGGCUACAGUACGAUGAGCCCACAGGAGGACAGUGAGAAUCCUCCAUGCAACAAUGACCCUUUGUCAGCUGGGGUUGAUGUUGGAAACCAUGAGGAGGACUUGGACCUGGAUACCCCACCUCAGACGGCAGCUCUACUAAGCCACAAGUUCCACCACUACCGCUCACCCCACCCCACCCUUCACCACAGCCACCACUUACAGGCAGCUGUGACAGUACACAGCGUCGAUGCGGAGUGCUAACGAUCUCCUCACCUCCAUAAGAAGAUGGGAUCUGGGACAUACAGAAUGUCCUGGAAAGAAAAAGAGCCUAAAACCUGCAGGAAAAAUGCAGGCGAUCCCUGUGGUUUGUGCUUUGUCUAGAGUGGUCUCAUCCAUUUGCUGCAGGCUGACAUGUUUAAAAACAGAAACCACCACCAAAUCACGUUUGUGAGGACUGAUGCUGGCUUGGGAAUGGAGGGGAAAAGGAAGCCUGAUUAAUAGACCUGCCAUAACGCUAAUGGAAUGGAACAGAAGGCGAACCUCCAAACACAGAGACACGUGGGUAAAGGAAACGGAGCCAGAGGAAUGUUCUCAGGAGCCAGAAGCCUCUGGCUGUCCUUAACUGGAAAAGAGGAAAGACUACUCCUCCAGAGACAGGGGACGUGGCAUACUCAGGCACCCUACGUGUGCAUUGAAGAUUGUUCUUUGUUUCUUAGCGGUACCUAGACACCACGGUUGCUGUGUGGCACUCAAAUGUUAAGCUCUAAAUGAUGCAUCUCAAAAUUUCUAAGUAAAGGAUUAUUUUUCUACUAUUUAUUGAACUUUGAAACAUUCUCAGACUUUGGGGGAGAGAAAAAGGAAACACAGGAAAAAUUCUCAGCAGUUAGCCCUCCCUGAUACAUGUGUGAUGAUGUGAUUCUUUGACCAAGGAGUUCUAUUUCUUAUUUAACUGCUUAGCAUCCCACUGCCCCAAUGUGCACAAUG
Molecule: messenger RNA, 4548 nt
Organism: Dipodomys ordii (Ord's kangaroo rat)
Lineage: Eukaryota; Metazoa; Chordata; Mammalia; Rodentia; Heteromyidae
Gene: Cachd1
Product: cache domain containing 1
Exons: 28
Coding region: 1-3825 (1274 amino acids)
Cellular component (GO): voltage-gated calcium channel complex
Molecular function (GO): voltage-gated calcium channel activity
Source: RefSeq, a predicted model, not a curated record